Molecule: messenger RNA, 792 nt
Organism: Didymodactylos carnosus
Lineage: Eukaryota; Metazoa; Rotifera; Eurotatoria; Philodinida; Philodinidae
Source: the annotation of a GenBank genome assembly
AUGUACGCAGCACAAAUUUGCGUCAUUGUAAAAGAUGUUCCGGAUGGUCAUUCAUCUCAAUUGUUUCUAGCGUUCUAUAAAACGACCCCUGAGAUUUAUCAUAUUUCAAAACAAGAAAACCAACCGAUUGAGGAUGAUUUUAGAGAGAAACCCACACCAGAACUCUAUUACAUAUCAAAACCUGAGAAAAUACCAACAGAUGACGAUGAUGAAGAAAAGUUCGCAAAUCAUAGGAGCACGCCUCCUAGAAAUGAUGACAUGAAUAAAAUGCAACCAGUUAUGUAUUAUAUAUCGGGAAAUAAGCAUAGUAACUCAGUAACAGCAUCACCAAUGCAUGAUCGUCUUAAUACACCAAUUAAUAACAAUAAAAACUUGAAAAAUCCCGUCCUUUAUUAUAUUCGACGACAAGACAAUCUUUCAGAAGACUCAUCGCCACGACAUUAUAUAAAACAAGAUUCAAAUAUAAAUGAUGAAGAACAAGUUGAUCGACUACCAGUAGCACAAUCUUCUUCUCGAAUACCAAUGACCUAUUCACCACCACCACCGAAGAAACAAGCUGUUGCAUUUGAAAUUUAUGACGAUAAUGAUACGGGAAAAAAACAACCACAACCACUCUGGAAAAAAAAAUCAGAUCACGUAUCAGUAGAAAAUGUCAUCAUAAAUCCAUCGUCGAAAGCAGCGAAUAGUAUCCAACGAAAAAAUCAGUUUGUUGUUGGAGCUGUUGGCGAAAGCUGCGGAUCUAUGGAGGCAGAAGGAGCCACGGUAGGUGGCGACGAUUUUUCAGUAGUUUGA